Messenger RNA from Salvia miltiorrhiza (redroot sage), 874 nucleotides. RefSeq lists its product as uncharacterized. The record is from RefSeq and is a predicted model, not a curated record. Lineage: Eukaryota; Viridiplantae; Streptophyta; Magnoliopsida; Lamiales; Lamiaceae. The transcript has 2 exons. The coding region runs from base 273 to 578 and encodes 101 amino acids.
CGAUUAAAAGGUAUCAAGGACAAAAAGAAAUCGAGGAGGCAAGAACGACAAAGGAUCUAAUUCCCAUCGCCGACCGUUUCAAACAUAAAUGCAGCAUCAAAUGAAAUGAAACAAUAAUAAUAAAAAAAGUAGAAGAAUUCUUUUCGGUUGAUAAGUGGGAAGAGUGGUGGAAUUAACAGUUGUUGAAUGGUCGCAUUCAGCUCUUCCCAACUGCAGCCCGACAAACCCAAUUAACCCGACGAAAAAGAAGAAAUUUUGAUAAGCAAAUUGAGAUGAAACAGAUCAUAGAUCUCAGCUCUAUGCUGUUUCUCUCAUGUUCCUUUUCUCUUCUCUUCAUUCCUGGAUUGGCAGACACAUCGAAUUCUUCUAACCAGAACAAUUCGAGCAAGAAGUCGUCUGGAAGCUCCACGUGGUUGGAAGUCCUCCUCAUAUGCCUCGGUCUUGUAGCCGUUGGGGCGUUUUCUGUCUUCUUAUUCAAGCUGUGGCAGAGAAAGAAGCGAGAGGAGCAGCAUGCCCGCCUCCUGAGGCUCUUUGAGCAGGAUGAUGAGCUUGAAGUGGAACUUGGCAUCCGGGAUUAAGCUUCGAUUCUUCCUCCUAGGUAUCGGGUGGAUCUGAAAACGAUCACGUUCAUCGUUCUACCUCGCCUUUUUACACUUGAACAUAGUGAUUCAUCUUGAUCUUGAUUCUUGAGGUGUGAUUGUCAAAUAAUAAGGUUUGUAGUUUCUCAUUUUGAUAUUUAUGUAGUGAUUUGUUGUUAGCCACUCUGCUAUGAUUUUCAAAGUUGCAUAGAGAAUUGUUUGGAAUUUCCUUAUGUUGGUAGCCCACCUGUGUGUUGGUUUGUGAAAUGAAAUGGAGUACGAGAUUAUAGGUGGAA